GUGGAUGACUUUCCACUGGCUCAAUCCACUCUUGAGUUCUGCGGCGGGGGUCAGACAAGCUCCAUUCACUCCAGCGAAUAUGCUUAUCAACAAUCCGUCUACUUUCGGCCCCUUGAAACCGAGGCCUUCUCGGCUGAUGUCACCGCUUCCUACUCAACUGCCACACCAAUGAGCACUUCCCAUCCAAGCAGACUUGGUAGUCUCUUCAAAUCCGUCUCCCUUCCGCAUUCUUUUGAAGACUCGGAAUCAGAGCGACUUUAUAGUCAUGAUAUGAUUUGCGGGCAGAAUAGUGUGCAUAAACCGUUGCCAUCUCUCUCCUUCAAUCCAAUAUAUCCAACUUUGUGCUUGCCUGCUUCACAAAGACUGCCUUUUGAGGCAGUGCCACAGCAACUUCAACUGCACCAAUCAGCACAAGGAACUCAGCUGCAGCAGAUGCACAACUUCCAUACCUCCAACAAGUAUCGGUCUCAAAGCAGCCUGAUUGGACUGCUGGGAAGCAGAUGUCAAAAAACUUCGGGUUCUUCACUCUUGCCAAAAGACGACGAUCCGAAACGCUUAAAAACAGAAGAAAGUUCCACCGACAACACAGUGCCUCGUUCCUCCUAUAUGUGUCGCAAAUGCCGUGCCCAUGGUCGGUUGAUCGCAGUGCGCCAGCAUAAACGUAAUUGUCCCUACAAACACUGUAGUUGCUCUGUCUGCUCCCUAGUAAACUAUGGCAGACACAUAGUGGCACGUCAGAUUGCCCUCUAUCGAGAUCAGAAAAAUCACCACAACGAAGAUUGCAGCGGGGGUGGGAAGAUGCGAAACAGUGGUGCCAAGUCGUGCGCCGAAAAAACUGAUCUGGAUGACGAGGGCCCCCACUGCCGACGUUGCCGCAACCAUGGAAAGACGAAUCCAUGGAAGGGCCACAAGAAAGUUUGCCCAUUCUAUUAUUGUAUCUGUCAGCAGUGCAUUUUAAUUACCCUACGAAAAUCUAACGAAAAGAACCUGCGAGAAGUGGUACAGGAAUCCAAUAAGGAAUUGAGCUUAAAAGCACAGAAGAAGCAAGCAACCGAAGAAAUUUCUUUUCCAACCCCAUUUUACAGUAGGAAGGCAGUUAAACUUAGUCAACAGAAACAGACUAUGAACGAACAUCAAGAAAUUCCGCUGACAUAUCCGGAUGGAUACGGAAUAAGAUGGAAGCCGCUUAGAGAGCAUGGGGAAGGUACACCACAUUCUAAUAACAUUAUUUCCGACGGAGAAACAAGUUUAUUACCACCUGAUGCCAUAACAAUUACCCAACAAGAUAAUACUUUCUAUAAUUCGCGCGCUCAUCAGGCAGCCGCUUUUGCAGCUGCAGCGGCUGCAGCUGUUGCUUUUCAGCAGGAAACAGCAGUUUCUUCCAAUGAUUCGGCAGUCGUGCUAAAAGAGGAAAGUCAGAUUAGCUGCAGCAGUCAGCCGUUGGGACAAUCAGGCUAUUCAUUGACAGAUACAUGGAUUGGCGGUGACGAGGGAAAGUGCAUUCGGUCAUCGAAAGUCGUCGACAGCAGACCUCUGGAGGGAUUCGCAGGGCACAAUGGAAUCAGUGGUUUCUGGCAAAGUCAAUUCCAUUCACUCAGAAAUGACGAUCAAAGUUGUGCAGGUGAGCAUAGUCGCCGAGGUAAAAUAAAAAGUCCUAUUCUCUGA
Molecule: messenger RNA, 1665 nt
Organism: Hydatigera taeniaeformis
Lineage: Eukaryota; Metazoa; Platyhelminthes; Cestoda; Cyclophyllidea; Taeniidae
Source: the annotation of a GenBank genome assembly